Molecule: messenger RNA, 500 nt
Organism: Lynx canadensis (Canada lynx)
Lineage: Eukaryota; Metazoa; Chordata; Mammalia; Carnivora; Felidae
Gene: S100A4
Product: S100 calcium binding protein A4
Exons: 3
Coding region: 62-367 (101 amino acids)
Biological process (GO): positive regulation of canonical NF-kappaB signal transduction
Cellular component (GO): nucleus; perinuclear region of cytoplasm; cytoplasm
Molecular function (GO): transition metal ion binding; calcium ion binding; RAGE receptor binding
Source: RefSeq, a predicted model, not a curated record
CUUCCUCUCUUCUCACCCUCUCUUCUCGUCUCUUCCUCUUGGCCUGAUCCUGACUGCCACCAUGGCGUACCCCCUGGAGAAGGCUCUGGAUGUGAUGGUGUCCACCUUCCACAAAUACUCUGGCAAGGAGGGUGACAAGUUCAAGCUCAACAAGUCAGAGCUAAAGGAGCUGCUGACCCGGGAGCUGCCCAGCUUCUUAGGGAAAAGGACGGAUGAUGCGGCCUUUCAGAGACUGAUGAGCAACUUGGACAGCAACAAGGACAAUGAAGUGGACUUCCAGGAGUACUGUGUCUUCCUGUCCUGUGUCGCCAUGAUGUGCAACGAGUUCUUUGAAGGCUUCCCGGAUAAGCAGCCCCGGAAGAAGUGAAUGCCCGUCAUGCGGGUGGGGGGCCUGCCAGCUGGGGUCUCACCUGUUGGCAGUGGCCACAGGGCCUCACCCUGGCUCCAGCAGGUGUGUGCACGAUGUGGAUAAGUUCAAUAAAGAUUCUUGGAAGCUUUGA